Messenger RNA from Melampsora larici-populina 98AG31, 1065 nucleotides. RefSeq lists its product as uncharacterized. The transcript has 9 exons. NCBI's taxonomy places the organism in Eukaryota, Fungi, Basidiomycota, Pucciniomycetes, Pucciniales, Melampsoraceae. Bases 1 to 1065 code for a protein of 354 amino acids. The record is from RefSeq and is a predicted model, not a curated record.
AUGGCCGGCAAUCUAUUUGAGGCACCAUAUGACUCUUCUUUUGGGGCCUCUCAAGGCCCAGGUGACCGCUCGCUUGCUACAGGGGGGUCACUCUUUGGCUUGAACAACCAUGCUUCCUUGAUGGGUUCUAUCGCUUCCGGCUUCGAUGAACCCGGAACUGGUGGGGAUGACGCAUUUUCAUGUUGUUUGUUCAGCCUUGGCGGCCCAGGUAGGAACAACCCCAGCGAAGGACGCACGUUGCAGGGGUACAGAGGACCACGCAAUAGAUCGGCAUCACCACGUGCAAGACCUGGCCACAGUUGCAGCACGCGUGAAGAUCCGUGCGGGUCUUUCAAAUCUCAGUCUAGUCAAGGGGGGCCUCAUGGAAGCUCCAACAAUCAUGAUGGCCGGCAUGAUUCAACCAGUACUCCACCUGAUCCUGGACUAUACACGUACCCACUCACCAGGCAAACCCUCCAGACCUUUGAUGCCAUGUGCAAAAAGGCUGGCUUAGACACUGCAGGUCAUGAUAUUGCCCUGAUCCACGCUGAGGUUUUUGGCAACAACAACCGUCACUUGGGACAAGCGAUCAUGCAAGCUUGGAUCAUGAUGGAGGUGUCCAAAUUACGUGAAGAAGUUGCAAAUGUCACUGUGCAAGUCACCAAUGUGACUGAGCAAGUCACGAAAGUGACCGAGCAACUUUCUACGCUGACCAAUGUUGUUGAGGCCAUGGUGUUGAAUCCUACUCCUGCUCCUGCCGCUGCUAGUCCUCAACUCCUAGACGUCCUGAACCCGCUGGCCCUGAGACUUAUAAACUCUGCACAGUUGAGUGCGUACACUGCGGUGAAGAACAAGCGUGAGGGGAUUCUCCCACAUUCUUUGGUCAACAUCAUCAAGCUCACGGUGGCCCAGGAAGGGCCCGCCUUCGCUUUGAGGAACCUUCCUGCUGUUCAUCAAGAAGUGGAAGAGGCUUCUGCAGCCAAGAGAAAAAGUCCACAUUGUGGAGGUCGACAAACCGGUGCCCCAUAUCAAGUCAAUGGUCCAAAAAGUGGCUCAAAGAUGUGGUGUCGUUGGUGCCAACGCUAA